CACUUGUUCUUAGCAAAAAGUUUUCAGAAUUAUGUUUGGCAGUUACAAAUAAAAAUUAUAUUUGCUGUAUGAAAGUCCACUGCCAGUAGUACCCAGUUGUUCCCCUCGCCAUUCUCUCUUUUCUUACUGUGAAACCAUGAUCUUCCGAUUUCUCAUUCUCUUUUUUGUGGUCUCAGCAACAUCAAAAACAACUUUGCUUGCAUUUUCAAACAAUGACACUGAUCUACUGGCGCUGCGUGCUUUCAAUGCUUCGAUAGAGCAUGAUCCAUUGGGUGCGCUAGCCUCAUGGAACAAUUCCAUCCACUUCUGUCACUGGAAUGGUGUUAAAUGCAGCUCGCAGAGAGUAACCGAACUCGACCUCAGCUCGAAACAGCUGGUGGGCACAUUGUCUUCUCAUAUCGGAAAUCUCUCGUUUCUCAGGGUGCUUAGCCUAUAUGAAAACAACUUUCAUGGCCUAAUCCCGAAUGAAAUUGGUCGACUUUCGCGCCUACAAAUUUUUUCCCUGGCGUCCAAUUCUUUUGAAGGCAAAUUGCCUACCAAUUUGAGUCGCUGUGUAGAUAUCACAUUAAUUGCUUUGAGCAAUAACCAUCUACAAGGAGAAGUAUUUCCCGAGUUCGCUUCUUGGCCUAAGCUUAAUUUCUUUACUCUUGCCGGGAAUAGCUUUACCGGAUCAAUUCCACCUUCAAUAGGAAAUAUAUCAUCUCUUCGCGUUCUUGAUCUAUCCGAGAACAAUCUACACGGGCAUAUACCUUUGGAAGUGGCUCAUCACAAAAAAUUGGAACGUCUUGUUUUCGCAAAUAACAGCUUGUCAGGAAUGAUUCCCCUGCAAAUAUACAACAUUUCAUCCCUCUCUGAUGUUGAUCUAAGCAGGAAUAAUCUGCUGGAAGGAACGAUUCCAGCAGAUUUCGGCUUCACCCUUCCUCAGCUGACAAGUUUCAUUGCCGGAGGCAACAGAAUUUCAGGCCCGCUUCCUCCAUCACUAGCUAAUGCGUCCAAUCUCGUGACUUUUGACAUCAUAGAAAACAGGAUUACUGGGCCUAUACCCAACAAUUUGGGCAGCCUUUCGCAACUUGAGUGCCUAAAUAUCGGUGAUAAUCCACUUGGAGAUGGUACGUGGCGCGAUGAUGACUUGAGUUUUCUUGAUUCAUUGGUUAAUUGUACCAAACUUAGCAGAUUAAACUUUGCAAGCAGUGGACUGAAGGGGAAGCUUCCUGAUUCCAUUGUGAAUCUCUCCGCUGUGGAACAAAUGUAUCUGUCCGAAAAUCACAUCCACGGAAGCAUACCACGUGAAAUUGGAAAACUUGUGAAUGUCUCAACACUUUCAUUUCAUCACAACCUAUUAACAGGGUCCAUUCCAGAAUCAAUUGGAAAGCUAUCAAAACUAGGCGAACUAGAUUUGGCAGAGAACAAUCUUUCGGGAACAAUUCCAACUUCCAUUUCGAACAUCACUCAGUUAGUUAGACUCCGGUUGAAAGGUAAUAUGCUCAACGGAAGCAUACCUGCUGAAUUGUUUAACAUCUCAACUCUGGAGAGAUUGUCCCUUGCUGACAACAGGCUUGGAGGGGAAAUACCUGAUAAAAUUGUGUUUUUGUCCCAUUGUAAUUCUCUUAAUUUGUCUCAAAAUCUACUCAGUGGCGCACUUCCAUCCAACAUUGGAAGCUUGAAACAAUUGGUUGAAUUAGAUGUUUCGAACAACAAACUAAGUGGAGAUAUACCAGCUUCUCUUGGUCGUUGUGUAAUGUUGGUGACAUUAUACAUGGAAGGAAACUCUUUUCAAGGUAAAAUUCCAUCUGCUUUCAAAGAAUUGAAAAGUCUUGAGUUUCUGGAUAUUUCAAACAAUAAUAUAUCUGGGGAUAUUAAUCCAAGUUUCUUUGAUGAACUUCGUCUAAUUAAUUUCCUGAACCUGUCUCACAACAAGCUUGAAGGAGAAGUGCCUAAAACAGGUCUAUUUUCAAAUGUUAGUGCUUUUUCAGUCGUUGGAAAUUCGAGGCUCUGUGGAGGCAUUGCAAAAUUGCAUUUGCAUGAUUGCCCUCAUAAGAACAAAACAAUUUCAAUGAGAUUAGUACUAGUCCUAGUUUUUGUGCCCCUGAGUAUCUUGUUAGCAUCUCUUGCCUUGAUCUGUUAUCGGCGUCGAAACUCCAGAAACUUAGAUGACCCUGUCCCAAACCCAAUACUGGAGGACAACUCAUAUCUUAGAAUUUCGUACAAAGACCUUUUUCUAGCUACAAAAGAGUUUUCUCCAAAGAAUUUGCUCGGUGAAGGAAGAUACGGUUCUGUUUACAAAGGAGUUCUUAAAUCAAUGGAACACGUAGUCACGGAAAACUUAGUUGCUGUGAAGGUAUUGAAAGUUGAAGUAACUGGAGCCAGCAAGAGCUUUCUGGCAGAAUGUGAGGCUUUGAGGAAUAUUCGUCAUCGAAAUCUUAUCAAAAUCAUUACAACCUGCUCUAGCACUGAUUUUGAGGGUAAUGACUUUAAGGCACUGGUUUUUGAGUUCAUGAGUAAGGGGAGUGUGGAGAACUGGUUGCAUCCAAGUCCUUCCCAUCAAGGAAACAAAGAAAACUUGUCUCUACUCCAGAGACUAAAUAUUUCCAUUGAUGUUGCCAUGGGACUGGAUUACCUACAUCAUCACAGUAGUCCAACUAUCGUUCAUUCUGACAUAAAGCCAAGUAACAUUCUUCUUGAUGAGGAUUUUGUUGCUCAUAUCGGUGAUUUUGGUUUGGCGAGGUUUUCUUUCUCUACAAGUGAUGUCAAUCAAGCACAAAUGAGUUCGACUAGUAUACAUGGAACAAUUGGAUAUGUUCCUCCAGAGUAUGGAAUGGGCGGGGAGAUAUCUACAGAAGGUGAUGUGUAUAGCUAUGGAAUUUUUCUACUAGAAUUUUUCUCAGGAAAACGGCCUACAGAAUGCAGUGAUGGUAGUAAUCUUCAUGAGUAUGUGAGGAACGCACUCCCAUAUAAAGUAAUUGACAUUACCGACCCAAGGAUUUUACUAGACCAGGAAGAACAUGGCUUGGCCGCGAACAACAGAGCUUCCAUGGAGGUAUGCCUGGGUUCAAUAUAUGAAGUGGGGAUAUUGUGUUCACAAGAGAUGCCACAAAAUCGCAUUGACAUUGGCGUCGCUAUUAAACAGUUACAUGUGGCAAGAGAAAAACUUCUGCAGCUCAUACAGUAACCAAGCAGAGAGUGGCAAUCUUUUCAACAAUACACAAAUAUAGGCAAUUAACUCGAUUUAUACACUCCUGAUAUGACGAGGAAUGAUUUGUACCUAUGUAUUUCAGUUUUCUAUCCUUUUACACGUGUAAUUGUUUAUCAGUAUGUUACUCAAUUUUAAACCUUGAUUAAUUAAUAUGUUACCGUUAUGUUUCCUUGUUA
Daucus carota subsp. sativus is the source of this 3369-nucleotide messenger RNA. Its product is annotated as putative receptor-like protein kinase At3g47110. The record is from RefSeq and is a predicted model, not a curated record. The transcript is spliced from 2 exons. NCBI's taxonomy places the organism in Eukaryota, Viridiplantae, Streptophyta, Magnoliopsida, Apiales, Apiaceae. Bases 137 to 3169 code for a protein of 1010 amino acids. Gene Ontology annotation, molecular function: protein binding; protein kinase activity; ATP binding. Gene Ontology annotation, biological process: protein phosphorylation.